This is a messenger RNA of Prorocentrum cordatum, 964 nucleotides long. The record is from the annotation of a GenBank genome assembly. Lineage: Eukaryota; Dinophyceae; Prorocentrales; Prorocentraceae.
GGAGGCAGCUCGCCUGGCUCAUCAUCGCCCGCCUCCCCCUCGACAGCUGUGCGCGCGCCGACGUCCCUGAGGGUUGUCCAGCGCCGCGGGCGGGAUUUGGACCUGCAGAGCGGGAGCGACCCGGAGCCCGAGGGGCUCAUCUCGCUGGAGGAGCCGAUGGGCCCAGGGGACGCGGAGAGCCUGGUCACGCGGCGCUCCGAGCGCGUGAGCGUGGUCGACGACCGCCUGCUGCGCGUGGAGGCCGGCGGCACGCGCGUCGCGGCGUUCAGCUUCCACUGCCAGUGCGCUGCGCUGCCCUGGGUGGUGCCGCUGCACGCGCUCGGCGUACAGGACGGCCUGCUGCGGCGCAUCUCGGAGCACGGCGACCCCGGCGCGGAGGGGUUCCCGAGGCCCGGGGGCGCCUUCCCGCACCUGGCGGCCCUCCUCCGGCAGCAGCUGUUCUGCAUGCCCGAGGCCGCGCUGAAGACCAAGCGCCUGAAGCACGGGUGCGUGGAGGUGCAGGGCGUCAUCCCGUUCAACUUGGCCGUCGUGGAGGAGCGGUACCCCAGCGUCCACCGCAUCCUCAAGAUGAUCCGCAGCGCCACGGUGCGCGCCACGAGGGCGCCCCCCACGGCGGAGGCAUCCGCGGAGGCGCCGGAGCAGCAGGCGGUGCAGCUGGUCUACGACGAGGGCGAGGUCCGGUGCCGGUUCCUCGCCUGCGGCCGCUACGUUGCCUGGGCAGACCAGGAAUGGCAGCCCAUCCUGGAGGCUGGGAGGGUCGCGGUUGUGGAGUCCCCCGUGGAGUGCCCGGGCAGGGAGCUGGCCGUGUGCCUCCGCAUCAGGGACGUCCGCCUGAAGCUCACCAACUUCGGCUGCAUGGGCCUGAGCAGCGUGCCGCUGCCGGACAUGACGUUUCGGCUGGGGGUCACCACGGAGCUCCCGCCAGGCGCGCCUGCACCGGCUGAUGGUGAAGCGAGCGAGGAGG